AUGCUUUCUCCAAAUAUCUCGAGGGAUUUGACUGGUUGCUCUGAGUUUGGAAACAGACCUUGUCCAGAGAGCUUUAGGUCAGCAGGAGUACAAGAGGUACUGUAUCUAUUCAUAACAGCAGUCUUCAUUCUUACCAUCUUAGGGAAUCUGGCCAUAAUCAUUUCCAUCUCGUAUUUCAAGCAGCUUCAUUCUCCAACCAAUUUCCUCAUCUUAUCCAUGGCGGGCACAGAUUUCCUUCUGGGCUUUGCCAUUAUGCCCUACAGCAUGGUGAGGUCUGUAGAGAAAUGCUGGGUUUUUGGGAUUAUAUUCUGCAAAGUUCAUUACAGUUUUGACUUGAUGCUCUGUUUAGCUUCCAUUUUCCAUCUUUGUUCCAUUGCUGUGGAUCGAUUUUAUGCAAUCUGCCACCCUCUGCAUUACACCAGCACUAUGACUGUUACAGCCAUAAAACAAAUUGUAGUAGUCUGCUGGUCAGUGCCUGCUGCUUUUGCUUUUUGUGUGGUUUUCUCGGAAGUUUAUGCUUCUGGAAUUGAGGGCUAUGAAAAGCUAGUUAAAUGCUUGAGCUCGUGCCCUAUUGUGUUCAACAAACUGUGGGGGGCUUUUUUAUUUACAGUUGGUUUCUUGGCUCCUGUUUGCAUUAUGAUAGGAAUUUAUGUUAAAGUUUUUACAGUCUCCCAAAAGCAAGUCAGGAUGAUAAACAACAUGAGUAGGAGUAUUGUGUCUCAGCUACAUAAAGGGGCAUCCAAGAACAAAAGGAAAGCAGCAAAGACUAUUGGUGUAGAUGUAGGAGUCCAUAUCUUGUGUUUGUUGCCUUUUUCUAUUGACACAAUCACAGUCAGACUUCUGGAUUUCAUUACCCCUCCAGCUCUGUUUUUCCUAAUUUCGUUUGCUUACUUCAGUUCGGUCUGCAAUCCUAUACUGUGUAUUUAUGUAUUUUCCUACCAUUGGUUCAGGAAAGCUGUGAAACUUGUCUUACUUGUUGGAUCUUUCUUAAAAUCUUUGUUCAGCAGUGAGUUACAUGGGCUGCGGCUGCCGGAGCUGCCCCUCUCCCCCCGGACGCCCCCGGGCCCACCAGUAGCGGGGUCCCCUCGCAGGCUCUGCCGGUGCCGCCCCGACCCCGGCCCCGGCCCGCCCUGCUCUGGCACCGGCCAGGCAGGAUCGCACCUCCCCUCGCCGUCACGGCGGGGCGGGCCGGGCCGGGUCCUCCCCGCCCCUCCACGCCCUGCAGCCGCCACCGCCCCCGCCGCGCCCCUGCGAGCCGGUUCGCCGGGGCCGGGUAAGAGCAGCCGGAGCCCCUCAGGGGUGUGGGGGGUUUUCGCUGUCCGCCCGCCCGCCGGGGAAAGGGUGACCAGGGUGGUGUUCGGCCAGCCCCCGGGGAAGGGGCUGCCAGGCACGGGGAGCCCGUCAGAGGGCGGCGGGAAGGGCUGUAGCCGCCCGCGGGCCCUCGCUGGGUUCGGGGCCGGUGCCCGGCCCUGGGGCGAGCGGGGCGGCUGCGGGCGGGACGCGGGUGCCGGCGGUGGAGGAGCCGGGGCCUCGGCGGGGGCGGUGUUGGAGCGCUGUGGGUCGUGA
Molecule: messenger RNA, 1566 nt
Organism: Empidonax traillii (willow flycatcher)
Lineage: Eukaryota; Metazoa; Chordata; Aves; Passeriformes; Tyrannidae
Product: trace amine-associated receptor 2-like
Biological process (GO): G protein-coupled receptor signaling pathway
Cellular component (GO): membrane
Molecular function (GO): trace-amine receptor activity
Source: RefSeq, a predicted model, not a curated record